AUGCCAAAGGUCGAAUCUUCUCUUUAUAAAGGGGGCAUUCUGGCCAUAUCACAAUCAUGUAAAUAUAACAAAAUUAAUAGAGGAAUUAGAAGUAAACGAGAUUUAACUACGAAUAAUAAUAAUACGAAAAUAAAGAGAAAGAUAUACAAAAAAUUAGUGAGAGUACAAUUAUUAUCUAAUAACACCCUUAAUAACGAUGAUGUUAUUAAUGUAAAUGUUGAAACAACUACUAAACGUCGACGGCGUAGAAUAAAAAUAAAGAAGAAGAAAAGAAAAUUGAAUAACCCCGAUCAAAAAACAAACGAAUAUUUACCACAAAUUGUGAAAUCUAGAAAAAGAAUUGUGGUUACUAAAAAAAGAUUAAUAAAUAGAACUCAAUACACGUCAGUUGAAUCGGGGGAAAAAACAAAUACGAUUCCUAUUAGUAGUACUAUCGUGAAUCCUGAUUAUAACGGGAUCGAUUAUUCAGAUUACGAUAACGAUAUUUCAAAAGAAAAUCACGACGAAUACGAUAUUGAUAUAGAUAACGAUUAUGAUGAAACAACUACGCAAUUCCAAGAACUAGUCACAUUAAAAGAAUCCGACUUUUUCCAUGGAAAUGAAGAUGAACUUUAUAACGAACAAGAUGAUUUAACAACGGAACCGUAUUUACCCGAAGAUCGUGUAGUAUUACAUGAGGAAGAUGAAAAUGUAUCAAAUAAUAUUGAUGAAAAUAUUUAUACAACAACUGAAAGCGAUCAAAUUGAAAUAACGACCGAAGAAGUUGAUAAAUACGUUACAUCUAAUGCGAAUAAUUUAGAAGAAAUAAAAAACAACAUAUCCAAAUCUUCGAUAUAUGCUUAUAAUGAAGAAAUCGCUGAUAAACCAACCUUCCAAGACAUACCUGAGUACGAGCCUUAUUUUCCCGAACUGACUGAAUCUCUAGAUGCUCCUAUAAUUCUCUUUAAAACAACUGUUCUAUCUUCUGUCGACCUUUUAACUAAAACUGUUGUACAAAGUAGAUUAAGAACAUACACAUUCGUUGUAACUACCAUAGCUGGAGACGAGCAAAUUAUUACAUCGACUACUGAAGUUAGACCACAUACGAAAACAACUGUUAUCACAGAACCUGUUACCAAAUUGACGACUCUGACUCUCUUAGAUAUAGACGCGACGACUACUUUAUCCAGCCCACAACAAACUAUAUCUCCUGUUGUUUUGGAUAACAUUCGAUCUCUUCAAGAUAAAAAAAUCCAGAAUUUUGACGAAGCCAGGAAUCUUGCCACGAGGAUCAUGUCCAAUGGUGUAGAAGUAAUUGUAGCUGGAGAUAAAACUAUUCCUGGCGAAAAGGAUUUCAAAAGAUUUCUCACCUCGGGUACAUACAAACCCAUAACGUUAAAACCAAGUACUUUAACUGAAAACGUGGUUAUGCUGAUACCUCAAGAUACAUCAAAAGUAAACGGUUUAUCAACGACAAUGUACCCGAAUCAAUUUAUAACUAAAACAUGCUUAACGACAUUCACGUAUCUGACUACUUUCUUGGAAGGCAGCACAACUACAGUAUCCAGCCACGAACAAGUCGUUUCGAAUAUAGCUACAGAAGAAAGGAAUACUGGAAAAAUUUUGCCGACCCCAGCGAUGGGAGUUACCGUCACACAGAAUCCCAAAUUGUCCGUAGGAGUAUUCCAUACCACAUACACUUAUCUGAAUACAAUUCUUGACGGGGAUCAGCCCUUAGUGGUGUCUUCGAAACAUACAGUAACUAAUACAGUUACAGCUCCAGAUGAUUAUCUUUCACUUUUAAAAAAAGUACACAGUACGGAAUCCGCGAUGAAAGAUACGAAUACUUAUUAUAGCACGAUUGGUCUAGAAAAAACAUCGUACGAAGGCAACAAAACUUCAGUAAUAAGAACAAACGAAGUGGUAACACAAGUCGUUAUAACUGAAAGUGUUCCACCAAGAGCCACUUCUGUAAUGACAUCUUACAUUGCACUUGAUAAGAACAAUUUAGAUUCCGCGUAUAUAACUACAGAUGUAGUCAAGACAUACCUCGUGACUUAUACGUACUACAAUACUGUACAAAAAGAUAAUUCGCCUGUAGUUUAUACAAACACAUCUGUCUCUACUGAUAUAGUUACAGAAAAAUUAUAUCUCAGUCCAAAAACUACGAGCAAUUACGAUAUACAAAGUAAUAAUCACCAAGUGAAUAACUUUCAAAUAUUCACCACUAAAUCUUAUUUAACAACUUUUACAUAUUUCACAACUUUGUUACAAGAAGAAAAUGAAGCGACGAUCGUUAAUUCUGAAACAAGUGUCGUUGAAAACGUAAUAUCCGAAACAAUCGAUUUAAGUUUGUUGGAUAAAUCAAAUUUGUAUCAAAUUAAAAAUGCAAUCGAAGACGGUAUUAACACUAUAGUGAAAACUAUAACUUUAUACAACGGAGAAACUUUCGAAAUCACAGCUAUAGCUAAUAAUCCUGAAGACCAAAUUAACCCUACGAAAGUGAUGCCUAUCGAAAAAACCCACAUGCCAGAUACUUUAAAAAUGAUCAAAGAAGAUAAUAAUGUUCCAGAUAAAUCUACUUCAAAUAUUAUCACCGGUUCUACAAUUGUUUUCGUAGACGACGAUCCCUUUGCUCAAUUUAAUCCCACACCAGUAUUAAAAAAAACAACAGAUAUCAAAACUUCUUCACAAACGAUUAAAUCUUCAAAAGGUGUACAGAAAAGUAAAAGAUCCACAAAAAGUAAAACUAAAUCUCAAACUCCUACUAUUAUACCUACCAAAACGAAGAAAAAUAAUGUGGACUCACUAAAAACGAAACCACAAGUUGAUAAUAAAAUUAAAGAUAUUAAACCACCAAAAAAUGAUUUACUAGGAUUGGGUUCUAUAAAUAUAGAUAGUCUUCAAGCUAUUGCACCCCUUCUUAAUUCUAUGGCAGGAUUUCUUACGACUAAUCUAAAAUCAAACAGAAGAAAUGAUAUAAACAUUACUGCUAACACAAAAAAAGAUAAUCUAGAUGCAACUAAAAAAGUUAUUAACAAAAACACUAAUCAAAUAAGUGAAAAUAAAGACCCAGUUCAUUUGGUAGAUGUACAAAAUAGAUCUCCUAUUUAUAUUCCAGUUAGAGGUUUAGGGGAUGAUUUUGAAAUAGCCGAAAGUCAAAAUAUCGCUAGUUUCGACUGGGUAGAUCCACCUCCAAAUAAAAAAACUCCCGAAAUACACGGAAGUUCUUUAAUGACUCACGGAAUACCAAUAUCUCCCGGUGAAAUAAUCACCACUAACUCCGAUGUAAUCGUUGGAAAACCCGGAAGGGUGGGUCCGAGAAUACCCCCCAUACCUCUCACAAAUACAAUCGGCGAAAAUGACAUAACGGUCGAACUACAACCCCCACCUAUGCAUGAAAAUAUUUGGCAUAAGAAAAAUCACGAAUACAAGAGAAUUCCGAUAACUAAUAACUUUGAAAAACCUCAUCAGUACCACCAUCAAGAAGAAUAUUUAAAGCCGCCGCCUCCAAUACAAAAUUCGGAAUAUAUUAUACCGAUAAAGGGUAAUGAGAUAUCGAAAAAUGUUCAAAAUUAUGUUAAAAAUGAGAAAAAAUAUGAACCUGUUCGUUAUCAACAUCAAGAACAACACGCAAGUAACAACCGGUUAGUACAUGCUUAUAACAUUAAUCAGGAAGCAACUUUUAAUAAAGUCAUAAAAAAUAAUGUUCCAGAACGUUCAAAUAACCAUGAGUAUCUACCACAUAAUCAUCACGAUAUUCCGUUCCGUCUACAAGAAGAAAUAUUGAGAGGAACUAAAUUAAACAACAUCAAUAUAAAACCAUCCGUAAUCAAUAAUGAGCCUAUAAUGUUACCAGAAGUUAUCGAAAGAUCCACUGGACAACCACUUCUAGUCAACAUACAACCAAGUCAAAUUGCUUUUGUUAAUAUACCAUACAACAGAACAACAGCUUUAAUUUAUGGCGGAUCUACUGAACCUCACAAAAACGGUCAAUAUUUCAAUGAUCCAUCUCCGUAUCCUCUACAAGAUUAUUCGAUAGCGGAUGGUAAAGAUCGUCCUUACAUAUCACCUUCAGUUUAUCAACCAGAUUUACCAAAUCAAAAACGAGUUAAUGGGGUAAUCAAAGUAGAAAAUCAAUUAAUUAGACACGAUUCAAUAGGUAGUAAUAAUCAAAAUAUUCAUAUAAAACCUACUAAGAUCGGAAAUUUUAAUGUACGCGAAAAUCAAGAGGUUAGUAUACCUCCUGUAUCAUUUGGUGUUAUACACAGCGGAAUUGAUUUCGACGCUCAUGUUAUAAAUCAUGAAAAUACAUUUCCGAAUCUUAUCAAAAAACCGUAUGAUGAUUUAAGUGAGAAUCAGAAUGAUAAAAAUAAGUUUAAUAUUGCCAGAAAACCUGCUCUCACUUAUCCUAGACCUGUUUAUAAUCAAGAAGGUAUUGUUGAUAAUUCGAUCAAACUAUCGACUAGUAUUCAGGAUCAUAAAUAUCAAACACCUUCAAAAAUAUAUAAUAAUAUACCAAGACCACAUCAAUAUGGUUCGAAGAAUCAAAAAACCGACAUUUCUGAGAUUAUGUUACCUCCUACAACGCAAAAAAUACAAAUAAAUAAUUUGUUUAAUCAAAAUUCUUAUAAACUUCCGGAGAAUUUUAAACCUUCUUAUCCAAUACUCGAAGUGCAUGUACCACCAAUUAAUAAUCACCAACAAAUAAAAGCACCACAUGAAUAUGAUAAUUAUGAUAAUCAUAAAGUUGAUGAUUUGGAAAAUGAAGAUGACGAAGUUAUUGAAGAAUCCAAUACUAGACCACUACGUCCUGGUGAACUACCCUAUGAAAUUGUUAAAUUACAAGCUACAACUACGAAAAGAAUUCCUAUUUUUCGAGAAACAAAACCAAAAUUUGAUGAAAAUACGUCAAAAAUAACAAAAUUAAAUUACGAAAAUAAAACUUCAUAUGAGAAUAUUACUGCCAAACAAAAAUUAACUACUGAAAAAAUACUUUUUCCCGAUUUUGAUAGAAUUAACCUUCAUGGUGUUGGUUCGCAUGAAAUCGUCUCACCAUAUAAACCAGAAAAGAAACCAGUGCUUAUAUUUAUAAAUGAAAAAGAAGAAUCGAAACAUAAAUUCUUUAAUAAAGAUAAUGGAGAUAAUAGAGAUCGACCUUCUGUAACUUCUCUACCUAUAAAUACUUUUAAAGAAAGUUAUAAUCAUACUACCGUUACUUCGAGACCGAUUAAUGAAUUUACUGAAAAUAAUCGACCUAAGGUAACUUCUCUACCGAUUGGUAAAUUCAAUGAAAAUGUUUUUCAAAAUAAUCCCACUACUACAUCGAAAUCAAUCAAUAUAUUUAAAAAAAAUCGACCAGAAAUAACAUCAUUACCAAUAAAUAUAUUUAAAGAAUACAAUUCGCAAUAUUCUACUACAUCAAAUCCUGUUAGUACUUAUAAACAAGAAACUAGACCUACAGUUUACAAUCCUCGACCUUCAGUAACAUCUUUACCUAUAGAUAAAGUUAAAUUAUUUAACAACAGAAACAGACCACCGAUAAUAUCGAUGGCUAGUACAAACAAUAAAAAUCGUGGGACUCAAACUGAAAAACCAUUCUCUGGGUUACCUUCUAAAACAAUUUCGUUCAAUGAAAUAAUUAAAAAAGAAGCGAUAGUACCUAAAAAUACGAUCUAUAAACGUCCAACAAGAAGACCGUUCACUAGUAAACCAACACAAACAUCCAUCGCCGUAGAUCAUAAAACAACCGUCAGACCAUUAACUGACAUGGAAAUAUUGAAACCACCGCCAUUAAUUCCCGAAUAUUUUAAUAAUUCUACCAGUACGAAACCUCAAGAACCAGUGCCAAAAAUAUCGGUAGUAAUGGUACCUCCACCACUUCAAACUGAUGAAGAUGUAUUCGGUAUGAUUCCUCCUCCUUUGACAUCUUUUAAUUCACAACAACCGAUUACCUCUACAUCGAAAUAUUCUAUGGAAAAAGAUGUUUCUAGUAAUAAAACGGCAUCUACUACAACUGAGGUAUAUAAAUUAUUAACCCUCGAACAUCCUACAAGAAAAUCGAAUUAUAAAACUUCAAUAACUACGACUAAAAGAAGACGACCUGUUUAUACAGGUUAUACUUCUACGUCUACUUCAAAUAUUAUUAAACAAUCACCUAAAACCACACCGAAAACUAUAAUUAGUCCAACUGUAACUAAUAAAGAUGUUAAUGUUAACAUAAAUACAAAUUAUUCUUCAUCUACUACAACAAUAUCUUCAUCAGAACAACCAUCAACUAGUGAAGAAAAUCGGAAUAUAAUUCAUAGUUUAGAUAAUAGUACGAUUAGUUUAAAUGAAGGAACGAAUAUUAAAUUUGAUGUAAUAACAUCAGAAAUUCAUAAUACCGGAAACGAUAUCAAAUUAGAAUCUACAACACCGCUUCCUUCUACGAUAAAAACAAUCUACAAUGAAACUAGAAGUAAAAUAACAGUACCUACUAGAUAUAUUACUCAUACUAAAACAGCUACUGUGACUAUAACAAAAACUACUGUUGUAAAAUCACUCGGUAUGACUCCUUCAACUUUAACAAUAUUAGUAACUGAAACCGAAAAAACAACUAUAAUCGAUACAGUAACAGAAGUUCAUACUCUAGUAAAACCGACUAAUAUAAUAGAAACUGUAACGACUACUAUUAAACAAGCUAGUUCUUUAUACCCUUACGAUAUAUAUGGUAGUCAGUAUCCCCCUAUUAAAGUUAAACCUACUAUUUCAUCACCGAUUUUCAAUAACACGGUUACAGAAGAAAAUUCCGAGGAAAAUCUUGAGGAUUUCAUAAUUCAUGAAACGGAUCCGCCCAUCACCAAAGAUGAUAACCGAAAUCGUAUACCAGCUGAAGAGAACGAAUCGAUUUUGGUUGUAAUGACGGAUAAGAACACGAAAAAUAUCGUUAAAGUACCAAGUUAUGAGACACAAGAAAGAGACGAGAUGAUUACGACAAAUAGAGAUAACAAUAUUUUUUUGAGCGGGAUAUUGAUCGAUCACCAGGAAGAUAAGAAAGAGGAAGUACUCGAAGGGUGCGAGAUUGAGUGUAAGGCUUCGAGAAACGAAUUAUGUCAGAAGAUAAAUGGUGUUUCGAGAUGUACGUGUAGACCCGGAUUUGCUAGAAUGUUUCCGGAUAGACCUUGUUUGCCGACCUACACGUAUGACGUCCAGGUAACUUUAGGACGAAUUGGAAAAGACCAUCUCCACUUCUAUGAUGACUUGAAGGAUCCAAAUUCCACAGAACACUACAAAUUUGUUCAAGCUACUAACGAAGCUUUGGACAGGAUGGUAAUGCAAUCUGAUCUGAGAGAUAUCUCUCACGGUAUUAAAGUUCACGCAUUCGAACCUGCCGACGAAGGAAUCGUAAGCAAAUUUUAUCUACAACUUUCCGAAAAUGUAGAACAAAAUCGUUUAGAAGAUAUAUUCAAGAAGUAUCUCUUGAACAACAGCUUGAGUUUAGGCGGUACCGACAUUUUCGCCAGCCCUAGAAUCGAGCUAGAAGCUAAUGACUUUAACGAGUGUUCAAAUACAAAUUUCCACGACUGUUCAGAAAACGCACACUGUUUUAACCUGAAAGGAACGUACUCUUGUAGUUGUAAGGAAGGUUAUUCGGAUUUGUCGGAAAAUAUGCUAUAUCCUGGAAGAAUAUGUUCAGCGGAUCAAGUGGGUUGUGAAACAUGUAACUAUCAUGGUACUUGUUACACCGCAGGAGCUGAAGAUACAUUCUGCGAUUGCUUCCAAUGGUAUACUGGACAAUAUUGUCAUAUUAAUCUCAAAGUUAUAUUGAUAGCUUUAGUAACACUUGGUACAUUAUUAUUGGGAUUAUUACUAACUUGCAUUAUACUUACAUGCGUGAGAGGUAGACAUGUUGAAGUUCCUGGUGGAAUCAAUUUCUUACCUCAGGGUAAUUCCGGUAGGAGAAAUACCCUUGAUAGAAGAGCUAUGAUCCAAGAUACGAGUUCAGAAGAGGAUAAUAAAUCGGAUACGUCGCGAUAUGUGAAAAAACAGAAGGCUGCUCCCCAAAGGAAAAUAUCGAAAGUUUCCUUAAAGGUAGCCGAACGCAUCGAACCCACAACUACGAAUCAUAACAUCACAUCCGCCGAACAAAAAGAUAGAUCUUUAACGGUGAUGAUUCCUCGAGCAAAGUACCAUCCAGCUCCGCCGACAUCUCCAUUAUCAAAUUAUACCAGUUUCGAUGUACGUAAACCUUCAGUUCCCUCGAUUACUAAUGAAGCAAAACUUCUGAGCUUAUUAGACGCCGGACCUUCUCCAAAUCAGUCGGAGCGUAUCCAGCAAUUCAGUAACGUUCCCAGUGAAUUACUCAGCGAAGAUAAAACAAACUCCAGAAAAACUUCAGGAGCACUAAUUUCAGCUGGUUUUGAAGUUUCAGCAACAGUUGUCAAUAAUAUGGGUACUUUAGGUACAACUUGCGGUACAGAAGCUGAUAGAAGCGAAAAUGCUACACUUAUUCAAAAAAUUAGUGCAGAUUUAUUAUCCAGUACUGGUACGAGAUCACAAUUCAACACGUUGAGACAAUCAUUAAUUGAUGAAGAUGUAAAAAGUGAAGGGAAUAUGGACGCUGGUUCAACCUGGUUACCUAGAGUAAUGACGAUAUCUGAAACAUUAUCUUAUGAUGAAACAACAACUCCAACGCCUAUGAAGCGUCUUCAAACUGAUUUCGACUCAAAGCCGUCUUCUCAGCAUCCAAAUGACGAAGCGAAUACUAUGGCGGAACGAGACUUGGGAUCAACUUUUUUACUUCCUCAUACUCAUCUAUAUAAAGCUGAGAGGGGAAGUGAUAUUUCAGGAUUCGAAUCCCUUUAGCAAAACUCCCAGGAAAAGGGAAUGUUGUUAUAAUGAUUUCGUAGCUGAAAAAUGUGCCUUAUAAAUGUCCCGUCUGUGCCUGUGGUAUUAUAUUAUUUAUUUAUGAACUUUUUCACAUUAUUAUAACAAUUUUCAUAAAUAUUUUCGUAUUGUAUAAAAUAUAUUUUUAUAUAAUUUUUAUUUUAGCCAUAAUUAUUGUGUGUGUGUGUGUGUGUGUGGAAAUUUUUUUAUUUGAAAAGUACUGGACUGUAAUUAUAUUUAAAGUGCAUCAUUUUUUUUUUGGAAAAGUGAGGAGUUGUAAAAACUAAAUUAGGAAAUAUUAUAAAUAAACCCGAUAAAAAAUAACAUGAAAUUCUAAUAUUCCAGUAAGUUUCGUUUUUAAACGACAUCGUAUCCAAUUGCAUCUAAACUGGUUCUUAUCAAAUUGAAAACUUUCAACUUUUUCUAUCAAUUAAAUACGAUCCUCCAAAGUGAAAAGCAAAAGGAAGCAGCGAAAGAACAAGGUUCCCACUCUCCCCUCAUCUAUAGUUUUGAGUUUGAGUAUUUUUUCUUUAGUAGCAGCGUUGCCUCAAAGAACAAUAAAUGUCUACAAUGGUGAAAACUCGUUUUUGUCAGUUUUGGCCUCAACGAAAACUGAUUUUCUGUCUCUCACAUGUUUAACUAACAUAUUUACCAAUUUUUACCACCAAAUACACCAAAUAAUAAUAUGACCUUGUUCCUUAACACGUUGAGUUCCGGUGUGGUCCAUAACUACACGUUCCCUACUGGCCAGAGCGCUCCAAUGGACUGCACGACAUAUUUUAUUUCGAACCUUCUCCACGGCCCUAGAGACCAUAUUUAAAUGGUGCUGGGUCCUUGAAACAUUAACUCAAACUUGAUUCUUUUGUUUUUUCAUUUAUUUUUUUACUUUACCCUUCACAACCUCUUCUUAUUUUGUAACUUGAACCUUCACUACGCAAUAGGUUUUGGCGUCCCUUAAUCAGCAACAGCCGUAGUUUCUUGCAUCAGUAACUUCUUUGCUACAUUGAUUUCAGAAUCAGUAAUUGCUAUAUUUUCUUUUUUAUCAUUCUUUUAUAAAGUAUGAUAAAGGCAUAGCAAUUUUCCUAUUCCCUUUCAACGUCCUUCUCAAAGAAAUUAUAGUCGACCACGGCUUAAGGCUUUACAACCAUUCCCGAUCAUGUUUCAAUGCUUAUUGUCCCAUCACCAUUUUUUGUAGGAAGCAUCAUUAUCCUGCCAUUUUAAUAUUAUUUUUCCUUUAUCGUUUUCUUUGCUAGUAAUUUCAUUUCUUCAUCUUCUAUUGUACAGUGUCUACGGGUAGUCCUAUUUUUUCGCAAUGUCCCCAAUAAAUGGGCUCCAAACUCUAAACGAACCUUCAGUUACACGGCUUUGUAAAAAUUUCUAUAUUCGAGUUUAAUGCCGAGCCCCAGAGUUGUACUUCAUAUCACCAGAUUGGUUUGAGAAUACCUUUGUAAAUCAAGACCUUGUUCUCAAAAGAUAGCUUGGAGUUUCGUCGAUAAUCCAGUAGAAUUCAUGCAGCUUGAGGCCAAGUUGUUUCCUUUUAGUGAAUAUGUGUUUUUUAGACAAACGUGGGUUUUAUUUUUUAGAAAUUACUUAGUCCAAAUGUUGACCGUUACGUCGGAAACAUUCUUGGAACCUGGCUUCGGUAUUUCUUUCCACUCGCUGGAGAAAUGCCCACGAAAUGCAAUUGAUUUCGCGAAUAAUAUUUUCCUUCACUUCAGAGAUUAUGAACGGACUUGUUUCGUACAGUUUUGAGAUACCUCCAGAGAAAAAAGUGCAUGGAGGUAAGACCAGGGGACCUGGGGAUGCCACUGAAACCGCUUAUCAAUUUGCUAGGGAAAAAAUCACAAAACAACGCCAUUACCAACACCGUCUAUGGAAAUUGCUUGCACUUGACAAUUUUCAAAAAAAUUGGGUCCAAUUAUUUCCCUGCUUGACAACGCACACCAAA
This is a messenger RNA of Diorhabda carinulata, 10795 nucleotides long. RefSeq lists its product as uncharacterized. Bases 1 to 8826 code for a protein of 2941 amino acids. The transcript has 14 exons. Gene Ontology annotation, molecular function: calcium ion binding. The record is from RefSeq and is a predicted model, not a curated record. NCBI's taxonomy places the organism in Eukaryota, Metazoa, Arthropoda, Insecta, Coleoptera, Chrysomelidae.